Molecule: messenger RNA, 3933 nt
Organism: Centrocercus urophasianus (Greater sage-grouse)
Lineage: Eukaryota; Metazoa; Chordata; Aves; Galliformes; Phasianidae
Gene: TRIM59
Product: tripartite motif containing 59
Exons: 2
Coding region: 583-1878 (431 amino acids)
Biological process (GO): cilium assembly
Cellular component (GO): centrosome; cilium; intraciliary transport particle B
Molecular function (GO): zinc ion binding
Source: RefSeq, a predicted model, not a curated record
UUAUAACAUUAUAGAAUGAUGGAAAUGCUCCUUUGACAGAGGGAGCUCAGGUGUUUCUUUUUUACCUGUAGAGAUACGACAUGAAGUGCCCUUCUCAAGAAUGAGAAUGCUCAGAAUGCUGCUCUGUGAUAUUUGGAUUGUCAUCAUGCAGUUGCUAACUUCUUAAUCCCAGGUCAGCUCUAAGAAAAAUAACCAAGUGUGCAGAGGUGGGGUCACACAUUAGCCUGCUUUCUCAGUAUUGGGAAAUACAAAAAGAGCUGUUAAGCCGUAUUUAAUAUAGUACAGGUUUAAUAAACAAAUGAAAGAUCAGAAGUUGAUUUCUAGCAUAAGCUAUUCCAGGCAGGCUUUUAAUUCCAAGGAGCAGCAUUGUAAGACAAAUAGCUGCCUGGGGUUUUAGGGCUGGAGUUAGCUGAUGUAACCAGGAGGAAUAGCUCUGUGAAGGAUAUUAGGCUUCAUCUGGACAAACAGCCUAAAAGAAGUUGACCCUAUUUCUUUCUCUCCCGUUCCUGGAUGAGGAAUAGCUCCUGGCUGCGUGAAGCCUUUCAGCCUCGGGGAGCCACUUGUUGGAUGCAUGAAGCUUGAAUGGGGAAAUACCUUUCCUGUUUUCUUUGUGCAGCUGUAUCAUCUGAUGGAUCACAAGCAGCCUUGGACAUGCAUCAGUUUGAGGAAGAGCUGACGUGCUCCAUUUGCUACAGCCUGUUUGAAGACCCGCGCGUCCUGCCUUGUUCGCACACCUUCUGCAGGAGCUGCCUGGAAGGUGUCAUUCAGCUGUCGAGCAACUUCUCCAUUUGGAGACCCCUGAGAGUUCCUCUGAAGUGCCCCAACUGCAGGAGCGUGGUUGAGAUCCCUGCCUCGGGCACCGAGGCGCUGCCCAUCAACUUUGCGCUGAAGGCCAUCAUCGAGAAGUGCCGCCAGGAGGACGGCUGCGACGUGGCCACCUGCAGUGAGCACUACAGGCAGCCCCUGAACGUCUACUGCCUUCUGGACAGAAAGCUCGUGUGCGGCCACUGCCUUACGAUAGGGAAGCACAACGGCCAUCCCAUCGAUGACCUUCACAGCGCCUACCUAAAAGAGAAGGAGUCUUCUGGGAAGAUUCUCGAGCAGUUAACUGAUAAGCACUGGUCUAACGUGUGCUUGCUUAUUGAAAAGCUGAAAGAACAGAAGUCGCAGUGUGAAAGCGUCGUACAAGAUGAUAAGAAGGCAGUGGUGCAGUACUUUAAGAAGCUCAGUGAGACACUGGAACAUAAAAAACAAGUUCUGCUGGCUGCGCUGGAUGAAAUCAACAGACAGAUUUUAGAAGAAUAUGAACCUCACAUUGAGAACUUGAAAAAAAUAAGGGAAGAACAGCUGGAAUUAAUGUCACUGAACACUUCUAUUCAGAAGGAAGAGUCUCCACUCGUUUUUCUUGAGAAGGUGGACAAUGUGCAUCAACGUAUCAAAGCUCUGAAAGAGAAGGAGCUGCCCGAUGUUAAAGCCGUGGAGAUUUACCCGCGGGUUGGACACCUGUUGAAGGACGUGUGGUCUAAAACUGAAGUUGGUCAGAUCAACAAGAUCCUGACUCCGAAAAUAAAACUGGUUCCAAAAAGGAAACUGCUCAGCAAGAGCAGUGAAAAGGAAGGAGGAAAACCUGAAGAACUUCUCCAGGCUGCAAAUCCUCUGUCAGUCACCGUUAUUCUCACAGUAAUCAUAGCGAUAGCCGUGCUCUCAUUUCACAAACCGCUGUCAGGGGUUGUCAUUGAAUCCAUUCCCACUUAUAUUUCAGAUUUCUUGUUCUUUGUUUAUCAAGAUUUCUGCACCUGGUGGCAGAACGCAGUGGAUGUGGUGUGCCAGAAAUUGAAUUUACUGGCAGAGUUUUUAGGGAGAAUUGCUCCUAUUUGACUGUGUCAGCGAUCAGAUUUAACGUCAGGAAGAAACACCACCACGUCUUUGAAGUUUCAAUUGAAAAGCCAAGUUGUUAGAACUGUGCUUUUUCUUUCUUUUCCCAUAUCCUUCCUUUUUCAGUACAGCUUUCCUCUCAGUUCACAGUUAGGCAGAGGAGAAGGUUCACGAGGAAGAGGUUUUUUCUUCUGCUCACGCGUAAGGGAGGAAAGCAGGUGUUUAAACUGGAAGCUGUCAGAAACAGUGCGUGUGUCAGAAAGCUGCAAUCAGCUUACAAACUGUAAGUGGCAGAGAGCAAUCUCCAGUUUGUGGGAACUUCUUGAAUGCCUACUUUGGAAAAAAAUAAUGGUAGCAUAAAUGGAAAUAUUUUUUUAAUAGAAGCAGUACAGCAUGAAAGGUUUUUAAAAGCACCUGACCGCUCACUGGCUGCUCCCGGACGAGUCAGUCUGGUCUGGUGUGCGCAGAGCUCUUGAGCUGCCUUUUAUUGAUCUCUUUUUAACUGACGUGGCUGUAGGCUUGAAGUCAUGUGUUCAUGGACCUGGUUUUCAUUUUGUGUGUUCUUGGCUGCUGUGACACAACCUGUUUACAGAGCAGUAUGUGUGGUACCUGUGGUGAAAUACUGCACACGGCUUUUAGUGCCAGCUGUGCACAGAUCAGGUAUUGAUUCUCAGUGCUCAUAAUGAUCCUUGACUUUCUGCUGAAAGAUUUAGUGUGCAGUGGAAAUAGAUACAUACUGCAAUAAGUACCGAAACUCUCUUCAAAGUUAGCCAUGUAAGCAUUUCAGAUGUUAUCAAGAGUCCUUAAACAACUUGAAAAUGAGUGUAAAUCUAUUUCUAGCUUUUCAGCGCAAAUGAUGGAGACUUUAACUUGAUGUAGCAGAAAAGCCAUAGCAUCUUGUUCUGCAGUCAAAUAAUUGGUAACAUGCUUCUCUUCCUGGGAUGAGGUACUAAACUCACAAUGAAAGCAGAUUUUGACCUGCAGUUAUUAACAGAUUGAUUACAGGCUGGAAUAAUUAACUGUUGCAGUUAGAGCUGCAGAACACAGAUAAGUUUACAAAAAUGAAUCUGUGUCUGAUUUUGACUCAGCGCAAAUAAUGGUAUGUUCUAGCACAGCAGCAUUCCUUGGGCGCUUUGUUCUUUAAAGAUACUCAAGCUGUUGAACUGGUGAUGUAACUGUGAGGCCAGCUUUCACAACGCGGUGUUUUGAAACCCUUGUGCCAGCCCAGACCUGCCUGCCCUACCAGCAGGUGCUGCUGGGGGGUCCUGCAGAGCAGCAAUUGCUGCCACUGGUGUCAGUGAGGGCUGAGAGCAGGGCUGAUGCUCAGGUGUGACGCUGCUGUAUUCCUGAAGCCGAGGUAAAAUCCUAAGCUUAUCGGUGUCCUCAUAUGAUGGUGUUGGUAAAACAGCCUCACCAAUUGGUGGCUGUGCAGCAGCCUUCUCUGCAGCGUGGUGGUUCACGUUGCUCAGGUUGGACCGAAAUGUCAAUGCUGAGCAGAGCUUUGGAGGAGCAGGCCUCUGCCCUGCCUGCCUCUGGUUUGUGCCUCUAGCAUUAGUGAUGGCAGGUCCCACUGUGCUGCUGGUUUGUGAACUCGCUGUAGGUGCAGCCUGGACUGGGUGAGCGCCCAGUGGAACUGACGGUGGGCUCUGUGUCUUUCUGUCCAGCCCUGCUGGAUGGCUGCCACCUGCACAGUAACUCUCACAACCUGGUGCUAUGUCUGCUGCCACACAAAUCUGCUUUUUUUAUUUUCACGACUUUUACAAAUCUUACGGGAAGUUUAUAAUGCAAUUUUAUUUUUCCAGAUUACGUGAAUUUAUAAGAUGUCUUUAUCACUGAUUGAUAGAAACGUUUAGUACUCGUACUUCUUGGUGUACCAUAUAUUUUAAUAAAUUUGCAUAUUCUUACAUUAGAGUUGGCUAACACCUUGAUUUCCUCCCUGAUCACUCUCCCUCUAAUCCUGGACAGCUGGAAGCACUUGGGGACUGGACUGGGGCUAUGAGACAGAGCAGCAGGGCUCGCUGGAGCUAGAAUGUGGGUAUUAAACAGUGCUUGAUUUGA